AUGGAGAUCAUAAUACCAACUUUGUUUUUCACUCUUCACACGCUCCAGUACAAAUGUGUUGCAUGCUACAAGCAGUAUAAGAAAAAGGAACAUCUUGUCGAGCACAUUAAUGUCUCGUUCCAUUCAGUUCAUCAGCCUAGAUGUGGAGUGUGUAAAAAGCACUUCAAAUCUUUUGAAUCACAGAGGGAGCAUGUCACUGGACCACUGGCAAAAGAAAAUUGCAAGAGGGUUUUCUCUGAACAAGGUUGUGAUCUAUGUUUGAAGAUUUUUGAUAGCCCUAUUUCUCUGAGCGCGCAUAAAUAUAUGUGUCGCCUAUCUGCACCUGUUCCUCUGGUAACAAUGAUGGAGCGAUGUGAAGAAUUUAAACAUGAUAUAAACUCCAGCAACAAAUAUCACGUUGGAGAUGGUACGGAAGCAAUUGCUCUGGAUUGUGAAAUGGUUGCUGGUGGAAGUGAUGGAUCACUGGACCUGUGUGCAAGGGUGUGCCUGAUUGAUGAAGACGAGACUAUCCUCUUCCACACUUAUGUGCAGCCCCAAUAUCCUGUCGUUAAUUACAGAUAUGAAGUUACUGGGUUAACAGAAGAGCAUCUCAGAGAUGGCAUGCCACUCCAAAAAGUGCAAGAUAAGGUUUUGCAGAUUUUGUAUAAUGGAAAGACCAAGCUUCUUGUGGGGCAUAGUUUAGAAAAUGAAUUGGAUUGCUUGAGAAUAAACUAUCCUGAUUACCUGCUGAGGUAUAAGAGUUUCUGUUUUUCUUCUGUAAUCCUCUUCUUGAGAUAUGUGAAUCAUGAGCACAGUGUUUCUAUAGUUUUUCUAGAUCAUGAUCCAUAUGAAGAUUGUGUGUCUGCUAUGAGACUCUACAAAAGGUUCUGUGCGCUAGAUCAUCAGAAAGAAGGCAAUGUGGCUUCACUUGCUAUGCUGUGUGCAAAAGACAUCCCUGGAAGUUUUGAUUCUUGGGAAACCGACAAACUUGAGAAGAUGACGGUCGAUGAGCUUUAUGAAAUGUCGAGACCAAACUACAAAUGUUGGUGCCUGGAUUCAGCGCAAGCAAUGCAACCUCAGCAUUAGAUUCUCACUUGAAGUUAAGUUAUUGCAAUUUUCGUUCACAUACCGCAGGAUUGACAGAAACAUCACAUGUAGGAAUAUAUGUAGGAAUUACAAGUCUGAAGCUGUUGGAGAUUCUGAGCAAGGGUACCAUCGCACAUAUGUAGUAGGAAUCUUGUUAGGGGGUCAUGCCUUAAUGUUAUAUAAGUUUGUUCAUGCCUCCUUUUUCGUCAUCGGUCUCGGAUGGUGAAAUGAUGCAAAUUCUCAAAGGCCCCGUUUGGUUUGGGAGAGAGGAUUUGCAUUUGCAUUUAGAUUUCAAAUCUAUGGAUAUAAUUUCUUGACAUGAUUUUGCUGCUUGGGUUUGGGGGUAGAUUUCAUCUGUGUGAUUUGGAUUACCUACAGAGUACGGAGCUUCUGCCCUGUGGUGCACAUGAUGAGAUGCUUAAAGGUUAAGAGGGUGAGUUAGUAAUUUACAAGGUGGGUAUACGUAUAAAUUUCUCUAAAGGUAGAACUACUUUUUGUUUUAUACGUAUAAACCGAAAAAGGAGGGUUGGGCCUCUGUCACUAUUUACGGCCCACCUAGCCCAUUUUCAGCUGUCAGAUUAGCAACCACUUGUGGGCUUGUGGCAUUCUAAGGUAAUAGUAAUACCAAAGCAAAUGUAAAUUCUGCUCCGAAAAAAGUUAACCCAAAAAAUAAAAAAAUUAGAGGACUACUGUUCAACCAA
Prunus avium (sweet cherry) is the source of this 1766-nucleotide messenger RNA. Lineage: Eukaryota; Viridiplantae; Streptophyta; Magnoliopsida; Rosales; Rosaceae. The record is from RefSeq and is a predicted model, not a curated record.